UGUUUGUUAAUUUUUAGAAUAGAAGAAAUUAAAAAUAUCGAGGAAAUAAAGAAAAAAAAAAGAUUCGAACUUGAGAAACAAGAUCAAAUAAAUAUGAACAAAUUUUUGCAAGAUAUAAAGGAAUACGAAGCACAACAAUUGCAAAACAAAAAAGAGAAAUUAAAACAAUUUUUCAAAGAAGCUAUAGAGGACAAGAAACAAUUUGAUCUCGAGCUUGAACACGAAGACAAAUUUGAGGAUCGAGCAAUUGAGAUUUAUCGAAAUGCUCAAUUGCGAAUUCAAAAGCUUCAUAAAUCACUAAAAUUAAAAGAGAAAGAAGAGAAAGAGCAGCACGCCCAACAGAUAUACGAUCAGUUCGAUAAAUAUCGUAUUAUUUUGAAUGAAAAAUUAGCUAAUGAGGAACGACUUUUAAAAAAAGCUCAAGAAGAGCAAGAGGAAAAUUAUCAGAAGAAUCAAAAGAUACGAAAAGAAAAUCAUGAAAAAGUGUUAAAGGAGAUAAAAGAUUUUCGGACGGAACGUAUAAAUACAAAGUUGAAACAACUUCAAGAAGAUGAAGAUAUGAAGAUGUGGGAAAUGAUGCAAAGGUAUAAAACUAAUGAAUACGAUAGGGAAGUGGAAAUCGAGGAGCAAAAGAAAAAUUGGAAUAAAAAAGUAGAAUAUGGAGAAGAGAUAAAAAAAUAUAUUAGCGAGAAAGAAGAAGAAAGAAGACAAGCGAAACUUGACGAAGAUGAAACUCCAAUUGUGAAAAAGAUUAUCGAUAUAGAGAAUAAAAAGAUUCUUGAUUAUGCGGAAGAAGUUGUAAACGAAUCUAAAGGAGUGAGACCGCUUUAUCCAAUUCUUAAGGCAGUAAAGAAAUGCAAAGAACAAAUGGGCUUAUUAUCACCGAAGAAAAAAGAAGAAACAAUCGUUACAAAAUCUAAAAGGAAACGGAAAACUCAUAGAUGUGCAAAAUUUGUUCCCGAGGAAAAAAUCUGUUAUGUGUAACAGAAGAAUUCUAAUGUUUAAUUUUAAUCCUAUUAAUUGAAAAUCUAGUAAAAUAAUAUUUACUUCGUAUGUGUGAAAAAACGAAAUGUAGAA
Apis dorsata (giant honeybee) is the source of this 1077-nucleotide messenger RNA. Its product is annotated as golgin subfamily A member 6-like protein 6. The record is from RefSeq and is a predicted model, not a curated record. NCBI's taxonomy places the organism in Eukaryota, Metazoa, Arthropoda, Insecta, Hymenoptera, Apidae. The transcript is spliced from 5 exons. Bases 94 to 984 code for a protein of 296 amino acids.